Messenger RNA from Pararge aegeria (speckled wood butterfly), 1571 nucleotides. Its product is annotated as tubulin alpha-1 chain-like. Bases 104 to 1456 code for a protein of 450 amino acids. Gene Ontology annotation, molecular function: structural constituent of cytoskeleton; GTP binding. Gene Ontology annotation, cellular component: cytoplasm; microtubule. The transcript has a single exon. Gene Ontology annotation, biological process: mitotic cell cycle; microtubule cytoskeleton organization. The record is from RefSeq and is a predicted model, not a curated record. NCBI's taxonomy places the organism in Eukaryota, Metazoa, Arthropoda, Insecta, Lepidoptera, Nymphalidae.
UCAGUCAUAUAGUAUUUCAUUAUAAGCUGUUUGAUCAAAGGUGAAACGUCAAGAAGAAAGUUACAUUUUUUGUUUUAGUGAAAUCUAUACUUAUUAUAUUACCAUGCGCGAAUGUAUAUCUAUACACGCUGGACAAGCGGGUGUACAAAUUGGGAAUGCGUGCUGGGAGCUGUAUUGCUUGGAACAUGGAAUUCAACCGGAUGGACAGAUGCCUUCGGAUAAAACCGUUGGAGGUGGUGAUGAUUCGUUCAAUACAUUUUUUAGUGAAACCGGGGCUGGCAAACAUGUGCCAAGAGCUGUUUUUAUUGAUUUGGAACCUACGGUGGUAGAUGAAGUACGCACCGGUACCUACAGGCAGCUUUUUCACCCCGAGCAGUUAAUCACUGGGAAGGAGGAUGCUGCGAAUAAUUAUGCAAGAGGUCAUUAUACUAUUGGCAAAGAAAUUGUUGAUCUUGUGUUGGACAGAGUACGUAAAUUAGCAGAUCAAUGCACAGGUCUCCAAGGAUUUCUAAUCUUCCAUUCAUUUGGAGGCGGCACCGGAUCUGGUUUCGCUUCGCUUCUUAUGGAGCGCUUAUCGGUCGAUUAUGGUAAAAAAUCUAAAUUGGAAUUUGCAAUUUACCCUGCACCCCAAAUUUCGACUGCUGUAGUGGAACCGUACAAUUCUAUACUGACUACGCAUACAACCUUAGAACAUUCUGACGCUGCUUUUAUGGUAGACAAUGAAGCCAUCUACGACAUCUGUAGAAGAAAUUUAGAUAUAGAGCGACCAACUUAUACUAAUUUGAAUCGUCUUAUUGGACAAAUAGUAUCUUCGAUCACAGCUUCAUUACGGUUUGAUGGUGCGUUAAAUGUAGAUCUUACAGAAUUCCAAACAAAUUUAGUACCUUAUCCACGGAUUCAUUUUCCUUUAGUUACUUACGCUCCGGUAAUAUCUGCGGAGAAGGCUUACCAUGAGCAACUUUCAGUCGCUGAAAUAACUAAUGCUUGCUUUGAACCUGCAAAUCAAAUGGUGAAAUGCGAUCCUAGGCAUGGCAAAUAUAUGGCCUGUUGUAUGUUAUAUCGUGGGGACGUAGUACCUAAAGACGUUAAUGCUGCCAUUGGGACUAUCAAAACAAAACGUACGAUCCAAUUUGUUGAUUGGUGUCCCACAGGGUUUAAAGUAGGUAUUAAUUAUCAGCCGCCUACUGUUGUUCCCGGCGGAGACUUGGCAAAAGUACAACGCGCAGUCUGUAUGUUAUCCAAUACGACUGCAAUUGCGGAAGCAUGGUCCCGUUUAAAUCACAAGUUUGAUUUGAUGUACGCAAAGCGUGCUUUCGUUCACUGGUAUGUGGGCGAAGGUAUGGAAGAAGGUGAAUUUUCUGAGGCUCGUGAAGACUUGGCAGCAUUAGAAAAGGAUUACGAAGAAGUUGGCAUGGAUUCCGGCGAGGGAGAAGGUGAAGGUGGCGAAGAAUAUUAACGUUGAAUUUUAAUUUCUAUUUUAGAUCAACUUGCAUAUUUAAGUUCGAAAUGUAGUAUUGUUACCACUUUAUUUUAUGCGUGUGUUUAGGUAUAUUAAAUUAAAUUUACAAGUU